AUCCUAAGUCUCACAGUUCAAGCUAAUCAUUGACAGAGCUUUACAAUCACAAGCUGUUACUGAAGCGAUGAUAAGACAGGCGAGCAGUUAGUACCAAAUGAAGCCAGGCUGUGCGGCUGGAUCUCCAGGGAAUGAAUGGAUUUUCCUCAGCACGGAUGAAAGAAACACACACUAUAGGAAAACAAUGUGCAACCGCGGGCUGCAAAGAUCUGUCAUCCUGUCGGCAUUUAUUCUCCUGAGAGCUGUUACUGGAUUCACUGGAGACGGAAGAGCUAUAUGGUCUAAAACUCCUCAUUUUAGUCCGGUAAAUGAAAGUCAGCUGUUUCUCUAUGACACUUUUCCUAAAAACUUUUUCUGGGGCGUUGGGACUGGAGCAUUUCAAGUGGAAGGGAAUUGGAAGACAGAUGGAAAAGGACCCUCUAUCUGGGAUCAUUUCAUCCAAACACACCUUCAAAAUGUCAACAGCAUGAAUAGUUCCAGUGACAGUUACAUUUUUCUGGAAAAAGACUUAUCAGCCCUGGAUUUUAUCGGAGUUUCUUUUUAUCAAUUCUCAAUUUCCUGGCCAAGGCUUUUCCCCGAUGGGAUAGCAGCAGUUGCCAACGCAAAAGGUCUGCAGUACUACAAUACUCUUCUCGAUGCUUUAGUACUUAGAAACAUUGAACCUGUGGUGACUUUAUACCAUUGGGAUUUGCCUCUGGCGCUACAAGAAAAAUAUGGGGGGUGGAAAAAUGAAACCAUAACAGAUAUCUUCAAUGACUAUGCCACCUACUGUUUCCAGAUGUUUGGGGACCGUGUCAAAUAUUGGAUUACAAUUCACAAUCCAUAUCUAGUUGCUUGGCAUGGGUAUGGGACAGGUAUGCACGCGCCUGGAGAGAGGGGAAACUUAGCAGCUGUCUACACUGUGGGACACAACCUAAUCAAGGCUCAUUCGAAAGUUUGGCAUAACUACAACACAAAUUUCCGCCCACAUCAGAAGGGUUUGGUGUCAAUCACAUUGGGAUCCCAUUGGAUUGAGCCAAACAGAUCAGAAAACAUGAUGGAUAUACUCAAGUGUCAACAAUCCAUGGUUUCUGUGCUUGGGUGGUUUGCCAACCCUAUCCACGGGGAUGGAGACUAUCCAGAGGUGAUGAAAAAGAAGUUGCUCUCCAUUCUACCCCUUUUCUCUGAAGCAGAGAAGAAGGACGUGAGGGGCACUGCUGACUUCUUUGCCUUUUCCUUUGGACCCAACAAUUUCAAGCCCCAGAAUACCAUGGCUAAAAUGGGACAAAAUGUGUCACUCAGCUUAAGAGAAGUGCUGAAUUGGAUUAAGCUGGAAUAUGACAACCCCCGGAUCUUGAUUGCUGAGAAUGGCUGGUUCACAGACAGUCAUGUGAAAACAGAAGAUACCACAGCCAUCUACAUGAUGAAGAAUUUCCUCAUCCAGGUUCUUCAAGCUAUAAGGCUGGAUGGAAUACAAGUGUUUGGCUACACUGCCUGGUCCCUCCUGGAUGGCUUUGAAUGGCAGGAUGCUUACACCACUCGCCGAGGAUUAUUUUACGUGGAUUUGAAUAGUAAGCAAAAAGAAAGAAAGCCCAAGUCUUCGGCACAUUACUAUAAACAGAUCAUCCAGGAAAAUGGUUUUACUUUCAAAGAGUCCACCCCGGAUGUGCAGGGUCAGUUUCCCUGCGACUUCUCAUGGGGCGUCACCGAGUCUGUCCUUAAGCCCAAGGUGGUGGCUUCCUCCCCACAGUUCAGCGACCCUCACCUGUACGUGUGGAAUGUGACAGGCAACAGAUUGCUGCGCCGAGUGGAAGGGGUGAGGCUGAAAACACGGCCCGCUCAAUGCACGGACUUUGUCAGCAUCAAGAGACAACUGGAGAUGUUGGCAAGACUGAAAGUCACUCACUACAGGUUUGCUCUGGACUGGCCCUCAGUCCUCCCCACCGGCAACCUGUCCGUGGUUAACCGACAAGCUCUGAGGUACUACAGGUGUGUGGUCAGUGAGGGGCUAAAGCUCAACAUCUCCCCAAUGGUCACCUUGUACUAUCCGACCCACGCCCACCUGGGCCUCCCCACGCCCCUGCUGCACGGCGGGGGAUGGCUGAACCCAUCCACAGCCCAGGCCUUCCAGGACUACGCUGGGCUGUGCUUCCAGGAGCUGGGGGACCUGGUGAAGCUCUGGAUCACCAUCAAUGAGCCCAACCGGCUGAGUGACAUCUACAGCCACGCUGGUAACGACACCUACCGGGCAGCGCACAACCUGCUGAUCGCCCACGCGCUGGUCUGGCACCUCUACGACAGGCAGUUCAGGCCUGUGCAGCGCGGGGCCGUGUCGCUGUCUUUGCACUCGGAUUGGGCCGAACCCGCCAACCCCUACGCCGACUCGCACUGGCAGGCGGCCGAGCGCUUCCUCCAGUUCGAAAUCGCCUGGUUCGCAGAGCCCCUCUUCAAGACCGGGGACUACCCGUUGGCCAUGAGGGAGUACAUCGCGCUCAAGAACAGGCAGGGGCUCUCGCGCUCCACCCUGCCUCGGUUCACCGAGGAGGAGAGGAGGCUGGUCAAGGGCGCGGCCGACUUCUACGCGCUGAACCACUUCACCACCCGGUUCGUGAUGCACGCGCGCCAGAACGGCAGCCGCUACGACGCCGACAGGGACGUCCAGUUCCUGCAGGACAUCACCUGCCUGAGCUCCCCCAGCCGCCUGGCUGUCCUGCCUUGGGGGGAGCGCAAGGUGCUGAGGUGGAUCCAGAAGAACUAUGGAGACGUGGAUGUUUACAUCACGGCCAGUGGCAUCGAUGACCAGUCUCUGGAAAAUGAUGAACUCAGAAAAUACUACUUAGAGAAGUACAUUCAGGAGGCUUUGAAAGCACACCUAAUUGAUAAAGUCAAAAUCAAAGGCUAUUAUGCAUUCAAACUGACUGAAGAAAAAUCUAAACCCAGAUUUGGAUUCUUCACAUCUGAAUUCAAAGCUAAAUCCUCAGUUCAGCUUUACAACAAACUGAUCAGCAACAGCGGCUUCCCUUCUGAGAACACGAGUCCUAGGUGCAGUCAGACUCAAAGAAACACAGAGUGCACGGUCUGCUUAUUUCUUGUGCAAAAGAAACCAUUGAUAUUCUUUGGUUGUUGCUUCUUCUCCACCCUGGUUCUACUUUUAUCAAUUACCAUUUUUCAUAAGCGAAAGAGAAGAAAAAUUUGGAAAGCAAAGAACUUACAACACAUACCAUUAAAGUAAGGCCACAGAAAGUUCUUAGUGAAACUGAUCCUAUUUCUGUCUGCAUGAUAGAAAGUCUAAAAAUUCACUCCAGGUCCAUAUACUGGUAACUUAUAGAAGACAAUUUGAAAUACUAGUGGUAACCAAGGUGAUGACAAUCAAGGUCUCUCCUGUGUAGCCCAAAUGAAUUUUCCGUUAGGUAUUCACAUCACUGAAUUCAGUUCUUGGAUCAUCUGAAGAUAAAGGCUUUACCUAGACAGUAAACUAUGAGUAUUAUCUGAUACACUGCUUCAAGUUUAAUGAACUGUUACCCAUCAUUCUUCUCUUUCUUCUAUAAAUACCAAUAGCUACUUAUAACAAAUUACUUAGAAAAAAAGUGCGACUUUUGCUAGACUCCACAGCAGAAAUUUAAAACUCUUAACACUGGAUAGUGAUUAUUCUGUCACUUCUAACAAGAUGCUUUUCCCCUUUAGAAAAUACAUAAGUAAUGCUUGUUUAUCAUCAGCUCCAGCAUAGACUCUUAAGCACAUAGAUCCUAGUUUUUCUCAGUAGAAAUAAAAACCAUCACUUAUAAAACAUGGUAUUUUGUGAGGUCCCUCCUUGUAUCAGAUCUGAUUUAAAAACAGAACUUCCAUAACUCGACUCAUGGAAAGAUCACAGGACUGAUUAAGAAGAGCUAGACCCAACUGCCUGUGGAGACAGCAGUCACUCAGCCUCACAGUACAGCAAAUU
Odobenus rosmarus divergens (Pacific walrus) is the source of this 3922-nucleotide messenger RNA. RefSeq names its product klotho beta (gene KLB). Gene Ontology annotation, molecular function: fibroblast growth factor receptor binding; hydrolase activity, hydrolyzing O-glycosyl compounds; fibroblast growth factor binding. Bases 98 to 3211 code for a protein of 1037 amino acids. The record is from RefSeq and is a predicted model, not a curated record. The transcript is spliced from 5 exons. Lineage: Eukaryota; Metazoa; Chordata; Mammalia; Carnivora; Odobenidae. Gene Ontology annotation, biological process: carbohydrate metabolic process; fibroblast growth factor receptor signaling pathway.